AGAAACUUUUUCGAAUCCGGGACAAUCGAAUCGAGCCGAUCGAACGAUUAGAUCGAUCGACGCCAGAUUCUCAUGUUCAGAUGGAACUGGUCAAAUUUUCAGAACGAAUUAAGUUUAAUUAAUAAAGUGACUUUGAUUAGAUUUAAAAUGUUUCUAGGUAUGGAAAUUCGUAGCCGCGGGGCUCGUUUGAUCGAUAAUGCAAUCGAGUGACAUGAGAGAUGCGAGCUUACCGAGUCUCCGGCAAUUCCAAACGGAACGAACUAUAUUACAGGCCUUUUGAUUCAAAGUGUAAUUAAUUGAAUAAUUAAUUAAUAAACGAUGCCACCGAAACGGAAGAAAGAGAUGAAGAAGGUUCCUCUGGAACCACUGCCAGCGAUGGAACCGGACAUACCGGAGGUGAUAGACGCUGAAGAAUCCCCCAAGCCUUUGGUAUCCGAGGUAACCGGUCAGCCGUUUGGUCCUCGGAUACGGUACGUCACCGAGAAAAUCGAGGACGAAAGCUCGGACGAUGAGCCCGAAUCGGAGAGCGACGACGAAGAGCUGAGAAUUCUGCAGGAAGAAGCGCCCGAGGUGCCCUCGGAGUUUUGGCACAUACAAAAAUUGAUCCGGUACAUGAAGGCUGGCAAUCAGACUGCCACAAUGGUUUCUGUCUGCCUCCUCAAGGAUUAUGACCUCACCAGCAGGAUCAUCCAGAGAGCCGUUCAAGAGAUUGGUGGGCUGGAGAUUUUAGUGAACUUAUUAGAGACAAAGGACUUGAAGUGCCAGAGCGGAGCAUUAUCGGUUCUGUUGCAGAUUGUCAGUUCGAAGGAUAUGAGACGGUAUCUGAUCGACCUUGGCAUUGUCACGCCGUUGAUAGAGAUGCUGCGACACCCUGCAAGAGACAUACAAGUUCUGGCUGCGGAGACCAUGGCCAUCAUUGCCCAAAUUAGGAAAGCAAGGAAACAGAUCCGACUACGCGGCGGCAUACCUCUUAUACUGGACGCGAUGGACGUGGCUGACAAAGUUCUGAGAACGCCCUAUGAGAAUCUGAACGAGACCAACAAAGAAUUAGUGGACGUGGCCAUUGGUUGCGCCAAGGUUUUGGAUUCUUUGAGCAGCAGCCCGAAAGCAAAAGAGCAGCUCCGGAAAUACGGGGUUGUCAAGCAUAUGGAAAGAUUCCUGAAGUCCUGUCACACGGCUCUGAUCGUGCCGAUCAUGGGUACCAUCCAACAGUGCGCGAGCAUGGAAUCGUUUCGCGAGGCGUUCGAGAAGACGGACAUAAUGUCGGACGUAGUGCGCCACCUACGCCGCGAGAGUCCCAGCGGCAAGGACGCUGUUGAUACAAAGUUAAAAGAGAAUUGCGCUCUGGCGAUAUUCAAGUGUGGUGCCAGCAAAGCGGCCAGGGACGUCGUGCGCGUGACAUCCGGUCUGGACGUCCUCUGUAGACUCCUGCAAAGCGAGCAGGCGUUGGAAAACAAAAGAUUGCUGGCCGCGGUUACCGGGGGCAUUUGGAAAUGCGCCAUCAGCCCGGAGAACGUUCUGCGGUUCAACCAGAACGGACUGGUCGCGCUGUUGAUACCGUUCUUAGAGGAGGACGAGGACGAGGAAGUCCAGGCAAACGUCGUGGGCGCUUUGGCCGAGUGUUGCAAGGAUCCGCAGAACAGGGACGUCCUCAGACUGAAUGAUGGCUUGCCUAAUCUCAUAAAAUUGUUGAGCUCGACGUACGAGCCGUUGUUGGAAAACGUGCCGUUAGUUAUUAAAGAGUGCGCGAAGGACGAACGGUGCAUGGACAUCAUCAACGAUCCGGAGCACGUAAACGACGGUGUGCGGCUAGUCUGGUCGUUGCUGAAGCAUCCGAGCGACAAGAUAAAGAGGAACGCGUGCCUUGCGUUGGUGCCUUGCAUAAAGUACGCGAAGGACUCGCCGGAGAUGGUGAGGGCGUUUGUGGGCGGGUUGGAGUUGACCGUCAGCCUGCUGGACAGCGGUAACUCGAGCGUCCUAAGCGCCGUGUGUGCGACGAUUGCCGAGAUCGCAAUGGACCAAGAGAAUCUGGGCAUCCUCAGCGAUCAUGGGGUCGUCGAGAAACUUGCACAUUUAGUCCAGACGGAGGACGAAGAGCUGAGGGCGAACUUGACGUUGGCCAUCGCGUACUGCUGCGACUGGGGGGAGAAUAAGUAUCAGUUCGGCGAAUUGAACGCGGUGGCACCAUUGAUCGAUUACAUGACCAGUAAAAACAAGAAGGUUCUGAGAGGUGUUUGCAUAGCGGCUUAUCAUUUGAGCAAAGAGCCCUCCAACUGUAUCACCAUGCACUCAGCUGGGAUCAUCAAGCAUGUUUUGAGGCUGGUUGGUUCGGACGACCCGGAAAUGCAGAUAGCUGCGGCGUCGACGAUUCGUAAUAUCAGGAAGCUCGCGUUAACGGCGGAGAAAUUGCACUUCAAAGAGAUAAGCACUUUGGAGGAGACCGAUUUCCUUUUAUGAUUCGUCGACCGUCGGAUCGAUGUACGCUCGUCGCCUUGUAACCAGAGUAUGUAACCAAUCAAUAAAACAAAAGAAAAACCGA
Molecule: messenger RNA, 2539 nt
Organism: Ceratina calcarata
Lineage: Eukaryota; Metazoa; Arthropoda; Insecta; Hymenoptera; Apidae
Gene: gudu
Product: Armadillo repeat-containing protein gudu
Exons: 10
Coding region: 319-2457 (712 amino acids)
Molecular function (GO): protein binding
Source: RefSeq, a predicted model, not a curated record